AUGGAGAAUUGGUGCUUAUCAAGUGAUGAGGAAGUAGGUAAGAAUGCUUCAGAAAAGGACAUUUUUGAAGAGCAGAGUUCAGUUACUCAUGAUGCUGGGAAUUCAAAUCCAGAAGAAAUAAUCGGAGAUACACGGUAUCAAGUGCAAAAUAUUCUGGGAAAAUUUAAAGGUGACAUUCACAAGACUCUUUAUAUAAAGAGAAAACACAUGGAAACUUAUGUCAAAGAUUCUUUCAAAGGCAGUAACCGAAAAUUAGAACAAGGUUGGAAAAUCAACAAACAGGAAAGGAAGAAGAUCAACAACAAAUUUUUUAAGCAGUAUAUAACUACGUUUCAGAAGUUUGAUGUGGAUAUACAGAAAUUCAAUAACAAACAAGAAAAAUCAGCUAAGAAUUAUCAAAAGAAACAAAAAGCAUUUCAACUGUCAAAAACUAGUCAGAACCAGGCCCUGCAAGCAAUUAGAGACAUGCAUAAUAAGUUCAUGAAGAGUUUGAAGAACUUGGAGACCAACAACUAUGAUACACUUUUUGAUGUCGAUGGUGAACUGAGAAAAGAAAUGUCUGCGUUUAAAACAAACAUCAUGAGACAUACUCUGAAGUACUCUUCUCUCAAUACUUCAGACUAA
Messenger RNA from Arvicanthis niloticus (Nile rat), 624 nucleotides. Its product is annotated as X-linked lymphocyte-regulated protein PM1-like. Lineage: Eukaryota; Metazoa; Chordata; Mammalia; Rodentia; Muridae. The record is from RefSeq and is a predicted model, not a curated record. Gene Ontology annotation, biological process: spermatid development; meiotic cell cycle. Gene Ontology annotation, cellular component: synaptonemal complex.